AUUAUUGGCUCCUCCCACAAUGCAACGCAGACAAGGGAACCUCCAAGACAAGAGGAGCAAAAGCCCUAGCGUUACUAACUUAAACUGACAUUACAUCGAGGAUUAUCUCUCUCCGAAGACUCGUUUCAACACGUUUUUUCUCCAAGAAGACGUUUUUCGUUCGGAUUUUAUUUUGCUUUCUUUUGCCUCUAUAUAACACCAUAACAAGAGCAUCGGCGUCAGAUAAAUAGCGCCGCGGCAGCGUCCUUACAGCGUUAUUUUUAACGAAGGAGGAUUUUACAAUCUAAUUUUUUUUCGGUGAUAUAUUUGGCUGCCGGCUGUUUGAUAACUUUAUUACGCAAUUUGUUUGUUUGGCUGGCAUUACAAUCAGCUGUACUUUCCAGCCAUUGUCUUCGACGGGGAAAGCGCGACGCCCUCAGGCCGCCGCUGGUACUGCAGCUGCCGGCGAGUUGUAAGUGAGACAGUGGGAGUCUGAAUAAUUUAACGGUGGAAAAUGAGCUCAGAAGAGGCGGCAGCUCCAACCAAAACCGGCACAGAGGACGAUGGCAUGUCCUGGUGGUACCGCUGGAUCUGCAAACUGGCCGGUGUCCUGGGUGGCAUAUCAUGUGCAACGAUGGGCGUCUGGAACUGCGUGACCGUGAAUCCCUUGAACAUCGCGGCUGGGGUUUGGAUGGUGUUGACGGCGUUUGUGUUGUUCCUGUGUGAGGUGCCCUUCUGCUGUCAGUUCGUAGAGUUUGCGAAUGCUAUUGCGGCGCGUGCCGACCGUCUAAAGCCCUGGCAGAAAGCCCUGUUUUACUGCGGGAUGGCGUUGUUUCCCGUCUUUCUGUCGUUUUCCAUCACAACUCUGUUUGGUAACGCCAUCGCUUUUGCUACAGGAGUGCUUUACGGACUCGCGUCCCUCGGAAAGAAAGGCGAUGCGGUGAGCUACGCUCGAUUGCAGCACCAAAAACAGGGCGACGAAGAGAAACUGACAGAAACGACAGACGGUUCAGCGCCGUGAUCCUCCUCUACCUCCUCUUUUCCCCGUCACGUAACUACAUGCAUUACCUGACCGAGUGUCUCGCAGUGUAACCUUUGACAGCACGAGGCAGGAAGUUUGUGUGGGAUUUAAUUUUAUUUAAUAAAAUGGGUUUUAAUUUGUUGUUUUUUUGUUUUGUUUUUUUCAGUUGCGCUAUCAUGCACAUUCGUUUUUUUUUUUUUUUUCAUCUCGCUUUAUAAGAACGACGUAUUUUAGUUUGCGUUGACCCAAAGUUGGAGUGUAAAUGAAUGCAUUAACUUCAGCGACCGUCUCUCUUCUCAUCGAACCGCCUCAACACCAGCGCAGGGAAUCGGAACUUUCGGCCAUUGGGAUUUUCUCCCAAAAUUCUUUGCUCUAAACAAGAAAAUCUUUUGAACGACUGAACAAACUUGUACUUUAAUGCGUAGGCAUGUUUUGGAAAUUGCAGGGCCUCUUGCAGGGAUUAUAACGAAGUGUGUUUGUGUGUUUUUGUGCCUCUGCUAACUGGCCUUUACCCAGAAUCCUUUGCUGCAGCAUGUUUGGUGUUCGUAAGAAACAGUGGAAUGUAAUUAUGCUAUGCGCUGCUCUAAAACCUCGCUGUCACUUUCUUUGUUUGAUUAUUUGGUGAAAGUGUCUGAUCUGUGCUCUCUUUUCAUGGAUGUUAAUCGGGUUAGGUGCCAUAUUGAAUUUUAAAGAAUUUUUAAGGAUUUUUGAAUAUAAAAGUGCGCCGCGUUUGAAGUUAUUGUCUCUCAAAAGAAAGAGUCGACUCUGAAUCAUUGAAACGACUCAUUUUUAAAACGAGUUUCAAGCGGUUUUAGUUUGAAAUGUUAGCAUAAUCCCCGCCCACUUAUCGGUCUUUUCACAGCGGUCUGAAUAAAAUCGACCAAUCACCGAAGGGGUUUGCAAAAAUGAAUCAUUAAAUGAAUCGUUUGGGAGUCAUUGAACAAAUAAGGUGAAAAUAGAUGCGCUUUAUGAGACGAUGCAUAUUUGUUUUACCUUGCAUGCAUGUCGACCUGUUUUUGGGGACCCCUGAAACCAAAAUAUGAACUUUCAUAACCCCUAAUAGGGGCACUUUAAAAGGGAUAAAACAAAGCUGCGAGGGAUGGACUUUAUGGAGUUUUUUUGUUUCAUCAGCUAAACAUUGGGUUUGCUGUUAAACAACAGUAAAAUUAAUUGAAGGCGUUGUACUUCCGUCCCUCACAGUCUCAUUUUCGUUCCUGUCAGAUAUGAAAUACGGCACUCACCUGACUGAAGUCCAUCGAAGAGCUUGUGUGAGAGUUUUUCUGAAUGCUGAGGUGCGUUUCAAGUGUGUGUGUGUGUGUUUCCGUCCGUCUUUCCUCUCAAGCCAUGCGUCUCUUGCUGCGCUGAAGAAGGGCUUCUUUUCUGGAAUAAGAAACGACUGGGUUUGUUGAUGCUGUGAUGACGUGUUGUUCGCUUGUUUCUGAGCCAGUCUUAACGCUGACCACCGAAAGUAUGAAAGCCAAAGGUACAAACUACAAGAUAAAAGAACUAGUUUGGAGGUCAGAGGUCAUGCACUAACUGUGGUGUUCACACUGUUACUGCCUUUUGUCUUUAAAGGGUCAAUUUCAUGAAAUUGGUCAAGGACUAGAUUGUAUUUCAUCUACGUUUUGUCUUUUUCUUAUCCGUUGAGCACAUUUAUUCAAAUUAAAUUGUUCCUUUAUAUAAUUUAUUUAGGUUUAAAUACAAUUAUUUUACAGGAACAAAACUAGGACAAUUAAAAUACAUCUCCAAGUAACGUACUGAAUGUUAAAAAUAUGUAUUUUUUUAUUUUAUGACGAGAUGGAAGUCCGUUUUCAUUAUACAAAGUGUGAUUGCGUUUUUAAAAAAAUUUGAGUUCGUAAAAUUUAUUCACAAUUCUGCCUUUUUACCUCAGAACUGCAAGUUUAUAUCUGACAGUACACAAUUAUUUUUUUCCUAAAAAUUUCGAUAUCGUUUCGAAAAGUUACCUUUUUGUUAAUCAUGGCAGAAUCCAGGUCAACGUUAUCCGGGUGUUUGUGAGAAACGUUUCACAAAUGUUUUGCAUGAAUUUCCAGCAGGUAAAUGAUCUCCGACGACAUCUGAGCCUUGUAAACCCGUGAAGUGUCCACCAGCGCACAAACCAGCUCAAAUUCAAUGUCCACCUCCACGUAUUGUAGAAUGAACCGUUAUUCACCACACAGUCUAGGUUUUCCAGAUUUGGAUUUCCUAAAGCUGCAACAUUAGUUUUGUCCGUGACUAAACACUACUGACUGGAAAAAAAGGGAAGAGCUUCUGAAACACAAAUUGCUCUGCACAAAAUAAACUUGAAUUGUCAUUAGCUGUUUAGCAGUGAUCUUGUCCCUCUGUGUAUUUGUGGCGGAUAUGAUUGACUUUGCAAUGAUGUGUUUUAAAAUGAAGGUUUUUUCUUUUUCCCAUGAGCUAAAUAAAGACUUUCGUCUCUGA
This is a messenger RNA of Puntigrus tetrazona (Sumatra barb), 3439 nucleotides long. RefSeq names its product calcium channel flower domain containing 1 (gene cacfd1). Gene Ontology annotation, cellular component: membrane. NCBI's taxonomy places the organism in Eukaryota, Metazoa, Chordata, Actinopteri, Cypriniformes, Cyprinidae. Gene Ontology annotation, biological process: vesicle-mediated transport. The coding region runs from base 494 to 1000 and encodes 168 amino acids. The record is from RefSeq and is a predicted model, not a curated record. The transcript has 5 exons.